AUGUCCUCCUUCGGCACUCUCUUCCGUGUUUCCACCUACGGCGAGUCACAUUGUGCCUCGGUCGGCGCUAUCAUCGACGGAUGCCCUCCAGGACUCCUCCUCGAGGACAAGGACGUUCAGGUCCAGCUCUCCCGCCGCAGGCCAGGACAGAGUAACCUCACCACACCUCGCGACGAGAAGGACUUGGUACAACUGCAGUCCGGCGUCGAGCACGGCGUCACCCUCGGCACGCCGAUCGGUCUGCUCGUCAAGAACCUCGACCAGCGCCCGCAUGACUACUCCGAGACCGACUUGUUCCCGCGUCCUUCGCACGCCGACUACACCUAUCUCGCCAAGUACGGUGUCAAGGCAUCGUCCGGCGGUGGACGCUCAUCUGCGCGCGAGACCAUUGGUCGUGUGGCCGCCGGUGCGAUCGCGGAGAAGUACCUGAAGGAGGCGUACGGCGUCGAGAUCGUCGCCUUCGUUUCGUCGGUCGGCAAGAUCCAUCUCCCUGGCAGCGUUCCCUCGCAGACGGACGACGACGAUGCAGCAGAUGUGCCCAGCCCGGAGCUCGCUGCCCUCAUGGGCUGUGUCUCGCGCGCUGAGAUCGACAAGUACCCCACGCGCUGCCCGCACGCCGCGACGAACGACGCCAUGAUCCAGCGCAUCAUCCGCGCGAAAGAGUCCCAGGACUCGAUCGGCGGCACCGUCAUGUGUGUCAUCCGCAACGUCCCCGCCGGUCUAGGCGAGCCCGCUUUCGACAAGCUCGAGGCAAAGCUCGGACACGCUAUGCUCUCCAUCCCCGCCACCAAGGCCUUCGAGAUCGGCUCGGGCUUCGCCGGCACCGAGAUCCCCGGUAGCAAGCACAACGAUGCGUUCAUCCGCAAGCCUGACGGUUCGCUCGGGACUUCCACCAACCGCUCUGGUGGUGUUCAGGGCGGUAUCUCUAACGGCGAGAACAUCUACUUCCGUAUCGGGUUCAAGAGCCCCGCCACCAUCUCCCAGGCUCAGGAGACAGCCACGUACGACGGUACGCCUGGCAGCCUUGCCGCGCGUGGACGCCACGACCCGUGUGUCGUGCCCCGCGCCGUGCCGAUCGUCGAGGCCAUGGCCGCACUCGUCAUCAUGGACGCUCUGCUCAUCCAGAAUGCUCGCAAGCAGGCGAGCAGUCUGCUCAAGCCCAUCAUAACACUCCCUCCCACGAUGGUCUUACCCGCCGGCAAGCCGAUGCCCAACGACGAAGCCUGA
This is a messenger RNA of Peniophora sp. CBMAI 1063, 1227 nucleotides long. Lineage: Eukaryota; Fungi; Basidiomycota; Agaricomycetes; Russulales; Peniophoraceae. The record is from the annotation of a GenBank genome assembly.